CCACUACCACCACUACUACAACCUACCACUACCACCACUACUACAACCUACCACUACCUACCAUCAUAAUGUAUCGCCUCUUCUAAUGUUGGUCGAUUCAUGACAUUAACUCACACUGAUGACUGCAGGUGAGGGCAGUAGACCUCGGCACAGGUACUACGGCCUUACUGGUGGUGUUGUGUGUAUACGUUUGUCCGGAUAAAUGAGAUAUGGUAAACCCGACAGACAAAUAGACGGACAUAACGUAAAUAUGAACGUUUGAUGAGUUCUGCUGGUGUUUGAAUUUGAUUUGUUGUCGAACCUGGUUUUUUUUUUUUAAGAUAGAAAAAAUUUAAUUUUCAGAUUGAUUAUAUGUACUUACGAACAUCCAUUAAUGCUUGCACUGACUCUGUGUUUACACAAUGGCUCAACGCGGGAGAAGAGAGGUCACGGCCUCUGUUCCACAAAACAAGAAAACCAGCUCUACCGUUCCCUCGGCGCUGGAAAUUGAAAAUUCUAACUUUUCUGGUAUGCUGGUGGCAACGCCCAUUAGAGUGGCCAUGGCCUCAAGCCUCUCGCCAUAUAACCCCGGUGUUCUCUUGAGGUCAGCGACGACGCUUGAGCAAUAUGAUGUGACGAGAUCUGUGAAAAAGAGAAGUAGUGACAGCAUCAAGAGGAGUAGUGGAAAUCGGCCCGGAAGCAUGUUGGAGACAACAGAAACUAAGAGGAAGAGUGAUCCCAGCUCCAACAGCGCCACCAGUGCUCUCUUAAGCAGCGUCACAUCUAUCAAGGCUUUCUUCGGAGUCAACGGUAACGGAGGGGAAUCUCAAAUGUUCAAGAGGAAUGGCGCCGCAAGGUCGACGAAGAAAGCAGCUGCAGAUACUAGAACCCGCAAUGUGACCCCGGGCCUCAAGAGACUCCCAAAAGACCGCGUCCUCCAGGAUGAUACUAACGCCUCCACGUUCUACAGAGGCUUACCGCAGAGGUCCCCUUCGUCCCCAGCACCAUUCUCAUACACAUCCAAGAAGCCUUUAACCUCAACAACCUCCAAAACCCUCAGUGCCUCCACUUCAAUAAAGAAGACUGUUACCUUAACUACUGCCCAGAAAACUGGUAAUUCCGGUGAGCGCUCGAGAUCGCGCAGAGGAAAGUCAACUAGAAGAAAGUUUUUCAGCAAGUCGUCAAAGAGCGCGGGCAGAGACGGUGAUGUGACCUCGACGGACGACGAACAGGUUGAUGGAGGCGUUGAGAAGAAGUGGACUCGGAGCAACUCACUUCGCCGCCCCUUUCACAGCUCAAGACACAACACUGGCCACCAACAGGACCCUUCAGCUCACUCUGAUACUGAAAUUGGGAAGAUAUCAGCACCACACAGCCUCUUAGACGGUGAUAGUGGGUCAGUAGGAGGCAGUGUGUCCUCAGAGCGUGCUAUUGACGUUGGGAGGGUAGGUGCUUGGGCAACUUCUUUCGAGAAGCUUUUAGAAGAUCCAGCAGGACUACACACCUUUGCUGAAUUUUUGAAAAAAGAAUACAGUCAUGAAAACAUAUACUUCUGGACGGCUUGUGAGCGAUACAAGCGGGUCUCCAACCCCGAUGAACUCCGAGCCAUGGCAAAGGAGAUCUUUGAGAGACACCUGUAUAGUGGCGCCCCUGAACCUGUCAAUGUUGACUCUCAGGCAAGACAGGAUGCAGGAGAGGGCCUUCAUUCUCCAAAUCAAUUUUUAUUUGACCAGGCCCAGAAGCAGAUUUUCAAUCUUAUGAAGUUUGACAGUUACUCUAGGUUCUUGAAGUCAAGUCUAUACAAUGAUUGUGUAUCUCGGGACAUGAGAGGCCAAACUCUUCCUUACCCUGGUGAUGAGACUCUUGAUCCUGACCUUAGGAUAGCACAAGAAGACUCCCAUGUUAAGUUAAAGAAAAGUAGAUCAGAUGCAGACGAACGUCGUCGAAAAUCAUUAUUGCCAUGGAACCGUAAAGACCGUAGCAAGAGUAAAGACAGAGGAGAAGCCGAGUACAGGCGCAGGAAGAAACACAACCAACGUAAUACCUCAGAUUCAUCCAGCAUCCGUUCGGAUAUCAGUGGAAGUCGUACCUCUCUCAAUUCCUCUGACCUGCCCCUAGGCAGAAGAGCAUUGUCAAAAGAAUCACUCACCAGUGGUGACUUUGGGAGCUUCAGCGGGAGUGAAUGUUACAGCAGAUGUCGUGUAAUCCUGCCUGACCUGAGCAACUCUGUGGUGGCGGUCCGAAACGAUGAAUCUAUACAGGUGUUGCUGACUAGAUUACUAGAGCGCCGAGGACUCUCUUAUUCUACUUUUGAUGUUUACCAGCACAAGACAGACAAGCUCAUGGAUAAAAGUGAAGACAGUUCAAUGCUUGGUGGCAUGGAAGUGCGACUGGAGCAGAGAAUUAUAUUUCGUUUAGAUUUACCCAACCGCAAGACUGUGUGUGUCAAGGCCAAGCCAAACAAGGUAACAAAUGAUGUCCUAAAACCUAUACUUCUGAAGUAUGGAUACAAACUGGACCUCAUGUUUGUUCACAAGGUUGGAGAGGAGAAGGGAGUUAAUCUAAAGUGCCAUGUAAAUGAGCUUGAUGGUGAUAAACUUGUGGUGCAAACAAAGGAGGAAGUCAAAGAAUGGGGAGUGGAGUCAGGACGGCAGACAAAAAGAGGGACCACACUUGAUGAAAUUACCAAUCGUGUCUUUGAAGACUUGUUGAAAGGGAAGUCUGAACAAAAUUUUGAUGAGCUUGGAAUCUUAGAUUUUGAUGCCAGAUCAACCAGAACUGAUAACAGUAGUGACAGAUCAUCUGGCAUUUUGGGUGGUUUUAGCCGCAGGAAUUCUCUUGCUCCUGACAAGGAAACUAAUAACAAGCCAAGAAAGCCAAGCAACAGGUCUAGUGUGCAUGAGAACCUCAGUGGGCGGGGGAUGUUGCAGCACCCCGACCAUGCCCUGGUCACCAAGCGAAGAGGGAACAACCCAGCAAACGUUAAACAGGAAAAUGAUGAGUUGUAUGAAGGCUUAAAAAGAGCUCAAAGGAGUCGCCUUGAUGAUCAAAGAGGAACAGAAAUAAACUUUGAACUUCCAGAUUUUCUUAAGUGUGAACCACCUCAGGAUAAAGAAAAUCAACAUGCUCAUCUAGCUGAUCAGUUGUUGGCUCACCUGGAGUGUUCCUUCUCAGAUGGUGUGGUGAUUCCUACCCACCAAGAAGCUGAGGACUAUUUUAGUAUGGCCCACCCUGAGGUUUGGGGAGGAAUUCCUUCAAGCACAGGGCCACAUUCUGCUAAUGCCACUCUCUUGGCACCUGAUUUAGAUCUGGAUGAUUUUGAUGACACUCUCCGAGGGGAGGAAUCUCUCUGUCAGGUUCCUUUGCCCGACACAUCUUCUACUUCCUUACAUGUAGACCCUCCAGACUUUUCUCCUCCACCCCCAAUACCUAUGGAAAACUCUGCAGUACCAGCUGUGUCAAGAAUGGCCCUAACAUCACUCCCAUUAUCCCCACCUCCUCUACCUCCCAAACCUAAGCUUGGGGGCAUUAGAGGUCCCCCUCCACGCCCCCCAUCACGCCAAUUGCACCUCUUAAACCCACCUACAUUUACCUCCACCAGUGAUGAUGAUGCCUUGCACUCAUCUGACCCACCUAUUCACAUCACCAGACAAAGUCAUGACAAAUUCAAUAUCAGUUUUGUUUAGUGAAGAGAUUGGUGGUUAAUGUUUCAUUUGUACAUUAGUCUUUCUCAGACACUUCCACACACACUCAUACACACAAACACAUACAGGCACAUGUGCACAUAAACAUUUGUUUAUCCAAGUGUUCAAAAGCUUUAGGAGUAUCAGUGAAAAUGUAAGUAAAUACUUUUUGAUUUGGAACUUAAAUUUAUAAUAUUUCCAUAAUACUAUAAUGUGUAUGGCGUGUUUGUACAUUUUUACUGAAAGAUAUAUUAAAUCAAAUGACUUGGCAUGGCAUGACUGUAAGGUUUACCAUGUCACUAUAAUUAUGUCUGAUUUAGAUAGUUAACAAGCUACAAUGAUCAGUUGAAGAAAAAAGGGGUUAGCUCUUCCUUUGAGGGAAGUCUUGCAGACCUUGGAAUUGCUUUAAUACAGUACAAAAAAAUAAUAAAAAUAUUGCUGAAAAGAAGUGUGCCAUUCCAGGUAGUUCUUAUAUACAUAUACAUAUUUAUAUAUAUAUGCUGUAAUAUGUAUGUAGUAAAUAUCUUUUACGUAGAAACUGACGCCCUAGCUAACUCGCUAGAUGCGUUGUGAUACCAGCAGUAUUUCUAUGUGUAUAAAGUUACACGAGUUGUAGAUAAUUUAUGUAUUAUGCAUUCUUGUAUAUAUUGGCAAUAAUGAGCAUGUUUUUGCUAUCAACUUCUAAAAGCUGUAUCUUAUAUGUACAUAAUUCCAUGUUCCUAUGACUGUGAAUUUAUAUACUAGACAAUCUGAUUAAUUUUUUUUUACAAUAUCUAUGCACAACAGUGGCAAUAAUAUGAAAAACAAUAAAUAAGUUUUGAUUUAUAAA
Messenger RNA from Homarus americanus (American lobster), 4491 nucleotides. RefSeq names its product regulator of G-protein signaling loco-like. Lineage: Eukaryota; Metazoa; Arthropoda; Malacostraca; Decapoda; Nephropidae. Gene Ontology annotation, biological process: signal transduction. The coding region runs from base 402 to 3665 and encodes 1087 amino acids. Gene Ontology annotation, molecular function: GTPase activator activity. The record is from RefSeq and is a predicted model, not a curated record. The transcript has 14 exons.